Messenger RNA from Rotaria sp. Silwood2, 5169 nucleotides. The record is from the annotation of a GenBank genome assembly. NCBI's taxonomy places the organism in Eukaryota, Metazoa, Rotifera, Eurotatoria, Philodinida, Philodinidae.
AUGUGGAUGAUUCUGGCAACUGCUUUUACUUUAGCUUCUACCAUUUCACAUGGUCGAGUUCUGCUUUAUGAUACUGAAAACAAUGAUGCGAUUCAGAAAUUCGAUUGUAUAUAUGAUAUUAAUGAGGAUGGAACGGAUAUUUCAUAUUGUAGACGUCCUUAUCGGAUUGAACAGCUUUAUCGAAAGAGUAACUACUGUGAAAAUCAAGGUGAAAAAAACCUAUUCCGAGAUCUAUUUCAUCAAGGUAUUCAACCUAGCGAAGUUCUGAAGUGGAGUUCAAGCAUUGAAAUGGCUGAUAUGUAUGCUAGUCUUUUCUACAAUCAGUCACAAAUUGAAUAUGAUCCAGAUAAUGAUGAUGAUCGGUUCCUCUGUAACUGCACAAAACCAGGAACAUUUGGGAAAUACUGUGAAUAUGAAUUAACACACCAUGCUACAUCAUUUCAUGAAGCUAUGGAAGCUCAAUUUAAAGAUAAGAAAGAAGGUGAUUCAUGGAAUACUCAACGAUAUGGAAAAAUUCUUUGUUAUGACACAAUUGGUAAUCCAGACAAUGGUAUGUGCUUCGAUUGGCGAGAUAUUUGCGAUGGUCAUCAACAGGCUUCCUUUGGCAUGGAUGAACAAAACUGGGAUAUGUUGGAAUUUAAUGAAUGUGAAGACGAUGAAUUUCGAUGUGUCAAUGGUAUGUGUAUUGCAGAAGAAUUUUGGCUUGAUAGUAAGCAUCUUAAAAUGAUAGGUUUUCUCAUGAUAUAUUUGAUCUUUGUAGAUGAUCCAGAUUGUAUGGACUGGAGUGACGAAGUAAGACGUGACAGUGACAUAUGCUACUAUACUCCGAAUACAAUGAAUUGUGACGAGCAUGUGUGUUCACGUCAAGAAUAUUCUUGUGGCGACGGACAGUGCAUUUCAUGGUAUGAUCGAAUAUCAUUUCAACGGUGGUUACCAAGAUCAACCGAUUGUUUUAACAAACGAAAUCUGAAUUUUAUGUGUGAGUUGAGCUUUCAUCGACGUACUUGGACUCUCGCUAAUGGUUUAUGUUGGCCUGACGAAAACUAUGAUGAUCCUCUAAACUCUCCAUGGCAUAUCAUCAAUUCAACAAGCAGUGUUUCAAAUCAAGAAUGCAAUUAUCUAGUUCGAUGUUUUUUUACGGACAAUUUCGAACGAGACUGUCCAUGUAAAGACUAUGAUUGUAUUGAAAUAAUGAAACGUGUAUGUCCAAUGAAAUCUCACGUUAAUUAUCCAGCACCAGGAGUGAUUAAUAACAAUACAUACAUCUUAUACGACUUGUCAAAAUUAUCUCAAAAAGAUCCGAAUGAUUACAUCUUCGUACUUUAUGGUGAAGUUUUAUGCAGAGGAUAUGAAUUCGUAUCUGAUUCUCAACAAAUGUUAAUUGUAUCGUCUCAUGGGGUUGCAGUGCGUGGUACGAACGAAAUGCUUUGUACAUUUCACGAAAACCGCAAUUACUUUUCGUCUUUUCAACGUGACAAGUUCUGUUGGAAUGAAUCUUUAACAUUCAAUGGUCGCCCGUAUGCUGUUGCUCUUGAAGUUUGCCGCAGUGGAGGAUCUUGUAUCUCACAGUAUAGAAUUCGAGACGGAUUUCCAGACUGUUCUGAUGGUCAAGAUGAAUCCGAAGUAUUCGAGAAAGAUUAUUGUACAGGAAAUGUCGGUCGACAUCGCUUUCGAUGUUUUAAUGACGAACACAGUUGCCUUCAGUUGCACGGGAUGGGCAAUACACGUGAUGAUUGUUCGAAUAUGUUUGAUGAACUAUGGUAUGGUACUGUUAAGAUUGGUACUAAACUUAGAUCAUGUGAAAAACAUGAUAUUACAGCAUGUAAAACUUUGAGAGAAUAUAUCAAGACGUCAUCUACAAAUAUUACAGUUAGUAAUCAUUCGCUUGACCAUUCGGAAUCAUCGGCAUCGCUUACUAAUAUAAUAUUUCGACAGUAUUGUGAUGGUUUUUGGGAUAUGGAUGCACAAGCUGACGAAUUACCUUCUUAUUGUCGCUAUUGGGUAUGUCCAAAGUAUGAAUAUCAAUGUCAAACUGGUCAAUGUAUCCCAGUUGAAUGGGUAUGUGAUGGAGUAUGGGAUUGUAGCGAUGCUUCAGAUGAAGAAGCUAUUGUGCUCAUUAAAAAAUGGUCUUCUCACAACACUAAUCUGUAUAAUUUGGAAAAUCGAACCGAACAAUGUCGAAAAAAAUAUUCACAAUUACCAUUUUCUAAAAUUUGCAAUGUUUCUUUUGAAUUUGGUUGCUAUCUAUCUCGAGUAUCAAAUCCAUUAGAUAUAGUCACCAAUCGUCCAUGCAUUAAUUUUACUCAAAUUGGAGACGGUGUCGAAGAUUGUUACAAUGCUUAUGAUGAAAAAAAUACAAUUCAAAUCGGUUCAACAAUGUUAGGGUUUACUCUUCGUUGUGAGAACACAAUCUUAGCUCAUCAAUAUGCCUGUCUGGAUGGAUACGCUCAUAAUUGUAAGCAAGUUCUCUGCUCCAAACAUCGAGAUGAAAACAAAACAUGUUCUGGUGGUUUUGAUUUCAUUUGUCUUGGAAAUAACAAGUGCAUGAAAAAUGUCAGGUGUGACGGCAAACCAGAUUGUCCACAGGGAGAAGAUGAAUAUUGGUGUGAUUUUAGCAUGGGCGCAGGUCAAUUCACUUAUCGUUUGGACAAAUUGAUAUCUAAGAGCACUAGUGAGUAUAGUUUCAAUAUUGCAACAUUUCCAUUUGAAGAUGCAAGUCAGUCUAUUUCCAACAAAGAAAAAGUUUCACACAUCGAAUAUCGAAAGAAUCAUUCUUUCAUGGUUCAUUCUUAUCAAUGUAAUCGAGGUGUAGCUAUUCUUCAAAUAAAUAAAACUAUAUGUUUGUGUCCACCUGCAUAUUAUGGAAAAUGGUGCGAAUUUUUCAGUGAUCGAAUCACCGUUAUUGCUCGUCUUGACCAAGAAACAUUACCGAGAAUAAUCAUAGACCACACCUUCAAAGUUCAAUGCAAUUUUCUAUUUCGCAAUAUAAUUAUCGAUUCUCAUGAAUUUAUCAUUGUUCGACAAAAUUCAAAAAUCAAAAACAUGAAACAUAAAUUUUAUCUUUUAUAUUCACGUUCCGACCAUAUGCUUGAACACAAACGAGCACGUUAUUUCAAUCGUAGUGAUGUAAUUAAUAACCAUCCAUAUUCGCUUCAUUUUGAUAUUUUCUUAUCAGAACAAAAUAAAACUAUGAAAGAAAUUGGUUCAUGGCAUUAUCCAGUUUACUUUGAUUAUUUACCUGCAUUUCGUUUGGCUGUUGUCUUGAAAUUUCCAUCGUGGUUCGAUAAUGCUACACUUGAUCCUUGCUUGAAAAAUAAUUGUACUGAAAAUUCUAUUUGCGCGCCAAUUCUAAAUCUCAAUCAUUCCUAUUAUUGUUCAUGCAAGAAUGGUUAUUACGGAAGAGAUUGUAGCAAAUAUGAAUCUCUUUGUCAUAAGUACUGUUCGAAAAACUCUAUUUGUCGAGCUAAUCAUAAUACUAUUCUAAUGAAUCAAAGAAGACCAUAUUGUAUAUGCACACUAAAUUAUUUUGGGCCACGAUGUAUUUUAAAAAAUGAUCCAUGCUAUUCAGAUCCUUGUUUCAACAAUGGAACUUGCUUGGUUCGAGAACAUUCAAACAGAGAAACAUCAUACAUUUGUAACUGUUCUACGAGAUUCUAUGGUGAUCAAUGUACCAAAGAAAAAGCAUUUGUGCAUAUAAAUCUCAAUAUGAAAAAUGAUUCGUUUGUUCGUGCAACUGUUAUUCAACUGUACAGUCUGAAUAAAACUACACUUCAUAUCCAAUAUCAACAAGUACAGAAUGGUUUGUCAUCAAGAUUUCACUAUGCUCAUGAAGGUCCUUAUGUACCACAUCUGGGUAUUGUGAAAAUUUAUACGAAUGAAACAAAUCCACGGUAUUUUAUUAUGUAUGUAAAACAGGAACAGAGCAUCAAUAUAACAUCAUUUCCUCACCAAUAUAGUAGCCCAUCUGUACCAGCUGUUUUUAAGUAUCAUCAAAUUUGUCAAAAUAAUACUGAACUAUAUUGUUUUCAUGAUGAAAUCUAUUUCUGUUUUUGUUCAGUAGACCAUUAUGAAGCUGCUUGUAUCAUUCAUAAUCCUCAAAUUGAUCAUUGUGGCAAAUGUUUAUCUAAAGGCCAAUGUCUUCAUGGUGAUCUAAACAAUUCAAAGGAUUUUAUUUGUCUUUGUCCAAAGUGUUAUCAAGGACCUCAUUGUGAACUCAAUUUACAAGCAUUUGGUUUCACUCUCGAUUCACUUCUUAUCGAAUUUUCCAAAAAGAUUAAAAUUAUUUAUACUUCUAUAGCUUUAUUACUUUUCAUUGUGGGUCUUUUCAAUAAUAUAUGUUCAUUCAUUACAUUCAAAAGGUCUGCACCUCGAAAAGUUGCAGCUGGUAACUAUUUAUUGAUUGCUUCGGGUCUCAAUCAGGCUGCUCUACUUUGCUUACUUCUCAAACUCCUAGAACUCACAUUUGAAAUUCCUAAUGAACAUUUAUGCAAGGCAAUGUCCUAUCUUCUUUCUGUAUUACCGAGAUCCACCUUCUAUCUAACAAGUUGGAUUACUGUUCAUGGCGUUCUCAUGACUAUCUUUCCAAAUGGAAAUGCUUCGAAAAAUCCUCGUAUAGCUAUUGUAGUGAGCACAGUUACAUUGGUGAUCAUAUUUGCUAUGCAUGUACAUGAAAUAAUCUAUUCAACUAUUAUUCAACAUGUUUCAACUGAUUCAUUUAUGUGUGUCAUCAACAUUCGCAUUCAAUCGAUUUUGACUUACAAUCGUAUUACAACUUUAAUGCAUUAUCUCUUACCAUUCUCAAUUCAAAUUAUUUGCAUUACUACUCUUAUUAUUAAGGUUGCUCAAAGUCGACUUAAAGCAACUAGAGAAAGAAAAACAUUUUAUCAAAUAUUGAAAAAACAAUUUCAAGCUCAAAAAGAUCUUUAUAUCGUACCAAUAACUAUUGUAUUGUCUUCUCUACCACAAAUCAUAAUCGCAUUUAGUUUAGCAUGUAAACAUCUGGAAGAUUGGCAGCGUCAUGCAUUACUUUGUGCCUAUUUACUUUCUUAUGCACCACAAAUUCUGGGUUUCAUUCUCUAUAUCUUACCAUCAACUCUUUACAAAAAGGAAUUCAGUCAGACAUUAAUUGGUAAGAACAUGUUCAGAUGGUUACCGCCGAAGAAGCAAUAA